Molecule: messenger RNA, 747 nt
Organism: Strongyloides ratti
Lineage: Eukaryota; Metazoa; Nematoda; Chromadorea; Rhabditida; Strongyloididae
Exons: 3
Coding region: 1-747 (248 amino acids)
Source: RefSeq, a predicted model, not a curated record
AUGUCACAAGAUUUAGCAGACUUGGAGGAAGUCAAAAGAUUAUUUGACUUAAACAAUAAGCUAUCAAAAGUAACAAAAAUUAAUUCUUUGAUAUUAAUUGAAUGGUCUAAGAAAGUUGAUGAGUUACGUGAAAAUAUUAAGAUAGAGAAGAGUAAUCAUGAGAUUCAAGCAUUUGAAUUGGAAAAAGAAAGAGAUAUAACAUUACGGUUAAAAAAAUUAAAAUUUAAGAAACCUAAUGAACUUCUUAAAAUAAAAGAGUAUGCAAAAGAAACUCACAAAAUAAAGGAUAAAAUAAUUGAGAACACUAAUUUAGAAGAGGAUUAUAUUAAAGCAUGUGACAAUUUUAAAAUAACUGUUCAGAAUUUAACUAAUGAUGUGAAUACUUUUGAAUCAUCAAAAACACUUCAAACAUCUAAAUAUGAAUGUCAACAAAUUAAGGAAAAAAUAAAGGAAUACAUUGAUAAAGAAAAGGAGAAGAAAGAUGAAUUAAUGAAGUUAUCAAUUGAAUAUUUACAUCCUUCAAAUUGGAAAGAGAACUUAAUCAAAUUAGUAACAUUACGUAAAAAAAAACUUCUUCAACAAACAGGAAUAAAAAUUGUUAAAGAAAAUAAUAGAUUAAUUGAAGAGAAUACUAUAAGCGAGGAUAGACGGCAAAAAAUUCAACAACUUACACAGAAAAUUUUUGACGAUUUACGGGUUUUUGAUAAAAAAUUUGGAAUUGGUGAUUUUAUUUCUUUUCUUGAAUAA